This is a messenger RNA of Guillardia theta CCMP2712, 1167 nucleotides long. RefSeq lists its product as hypothetical. The record is from RefSeq and is a predicted model, not a curated record. The transcript has a single exon. Lineage: Eukaryota; Cryptophyceae; Pyrenomonadales; Geminigeraceae. Bases 1 to 1167 code for a protein of 388 amino acids.
AUGAGCAAUGUCGAAAUGCACGAGAGGGGAGGGAUAGUGCGAACAGGCAGGAGAGAAGAGGAGGAGAGAGAGAAGGAGAGAGAGAAGGAGAGAGAGAAGGAGAGAGAGAAGGAGAGAGAUGAUGAAGAGGAGAAGGGGGAUCGCAGAUGCAAUCAUGAGGUGAAGGUCUCUGACCAGGAGGCGGAAUCAACGGCGCAGGAAGAACGACGGCAACGCAAGGCCGGAUUUGCCUGCAGUGGUCCUUACGAACCAUGGAGACAGAAGGGAGGAUGGAGCUUGAAGUACGAGCACGAGCAAGCAAGGAUGAGCGAGGGAGACUAUGUGAGGCUGAGGAAAGAGCUUGCUGGUGAGCAGGGUAGUCGUAAGAGCAUGUACGGGGAGGACUCGGACUUCGAGGCGAGGAAGGCGCGAGCGGAGCUUCUCUUCCUCAGGGAAGACUAUGCUGCUUGUGCCUUCGAGUGGAUGGACAUGCUGAGAAGCUUCACGAUCAGCCGCAAGGGCACAGGAGGGCUGCGACUUGAGGCUCUCGAUUCCAUCAUGCGCUGCCUGGUGGCCAUGGAGCCGCUGCUUGAGGAGGAUGCUGAUGCUGUGCUGGAAGACAUGAAGGCGCAGGUGGGUGAACACCACGAGCAUGUCCUCAGCGAGGUCACGGUGCGUCUUCUCGCGAGGAAGCGACAGCAGGAGGGUUCGUCCUCCCGCUUGCCGCUGCUCAAGAGCCUCGCGGAACACAAUCCCUCGGACCCGAAGCUGUGGGUCGAUCUAGCAGAGGCCUACUGGGAGAGGAGGGAGGAGGAGGAGGCGAGGAGGAGAGAGGCCUCUGCCGUCUUGGCUCGACGUUGCGUCAGGUUUGCCGGCAGAAUGAUCCUGCAUGCGGCCAACGCGAGGCAGUGCCGCGUGACCAUGCAGCACCAUGAGCGAGAGACUGAGAGGAUGCGAACCCUGCUGCUUCGACAUGCCGAAGCCUCAGGCAGCCACGACCGGGAGGAGGAGGGUGAGAGGCUUGUAGCUGAGGUGGUUGAAGGAAGCUUGAGUGAGAAGGAGGAGGAGGUUGUGAAGCAGCAGGCGGACGAGUUCGAGGUCAAGUGGCUGCUGGGACGGCAGGGGGAAGAAAGAAUCGCCUCCUCCUUCAAGGAAGCCUCGCCCAGCAUACGCGACAUGUCAGGGUAG